AUGGAUGCUCCAGUCCCUGACCUGCACUACUGCUGCUGCCCUCACCUGGCUCCUCUCCCACCUCUUGCAGGUGUGAUCCGGUACGCGGUGCUGCUCAUCACGCUGCUGGGCACAUGGUUCAUCGUGCAGACAUACUUUGAUCAUAGAUGGAAAGUCGUCAGCCUGCGGAGCUGGCUCGGUAAGGCGCCGCUCCGCUCCUCCCUCACAGGCGAGCAGCCGCCCCGGCACAAGUGUGGGAACCAGAAGAGCUGCGCCCAGAACCAUUUCGCCUUCAAGAUCAUCAGCGGUGCCGCAAAUGUGGUGGGACCCUCCAUCUGCUUCGAUGACACGGUCCACAUGAGCAGCGUGAAAAACAAUGUUGGCAGAGGUCUGAACAUCGCUCUGGUGAACGGAACGAAUGGGCAGCUCCUGAAAGUGGACACAUUCGACAUGUACUCCGGAGACAUUAAGACUUUCCUCGAAGAGAUCAAGCAUGGCACCAUUGUGCUGGUGGCCAGCUACGAUGACGCUGCCACAAAGAUGAACGACAACGUACGGGCACUUUUUGUGGAGCUGGGCAGCAGCCACGUGAACAAGCUGAGCUUCCGGGACAACUGGGUCUUCUUGGGAGCAAAAGGGAUGAGGAACAAGAGUCCCUUUGAAGAGCACAUCAAAAAUGAUAAGGUGAUGAAUAAAUACGACGGCUGGCCUGAGAUGCUGCAGAUGGAAGGCUGUGCCCCCAGGGAGAUGGAUUAG
This is a messenger RNA of Tauraco erythrolophus (red-crested turaco), 735 nucleotides long. RefSeq names its product FAM3 metabolism regulating signaling molecule D (gene FAM3D). The record is from RefSeq and is a predicted model, not a curated record. NCBI's taxonomy places the organism in Eukaryota, Metazoa, Chordata, Aves, Musophagiformes, Musophagidae.